AUGACGACGGCCAAGCGACUCGACCCGCGGACCGAGAGCGACGCGGUGCCCAUCACGGGCUACUGCAAGGACCGCUUCGAUCCGUCGCACCCGGACGCGGACUGGGGCGGCUACGUCCACCGUACGUUCAAGAAGCGGUCGUAUCAAGACCCCGCGUCGACCCGAGACCACUUGGUCCACGGCAAAGAUGCCAUUUUGCCUGCCCUCAUGGCCGAGAAACCGGCCGGUCGACGGACGUUUACGCAGAAUCUCAACCAAGCCAGCGUCGACCCGGUGCAUAUUCUCGUCGGCGCCGACGCCAUAGAGGGUGACUGA
Molecule: messenger RNA, 315 nt
Organism: Saprolegnia parasitica CBS 223.65
Lineage: Eukaryota; Oomycota; Saprolegniomycetes; Saprolegniales; Saprolegniaceae
Exons: 3
Coding region: 1-315 (104 amino acids)
Source: RefSeq, a predicted model, not a curated record